GGAAUGUGGGUGGAGAUUCAUGCUCUUUAAAGAAAGUGGCUCUAUAAGGAAGCAUAUCUGUUACCUUGGAAGUAACAGCUUAAACAGGAUCGUGUCCAGAAGUCACCUCCUGCAGAUUCUAAACCAUGGCCGAUGAUGAGGUUGCCGCUCUGGUGGUCGACAAUGGGUCUGGAAUGUGUAAGGCCGGCUUUGCAGGUGAUGAUGCUCCCAGGGCUGUGUUUCCCUCCAUUGUGGGACGCCCCCGUCACCAGGGGGUGAUGGUUGGAAUGGGUCAGAAAGACAGUUAUGUUGGCGAUGAAGCCCAGAGCAAGAGGGGCAUUCUGACCCUGAAGUACCCGAUUGAACAUGGUAUUGUGACCAACUGGGAUGACAUGGAGAAGAUCUGGCACCACACCUUCUACAACGAAUUGCGAGUGGCCCCAGAGGAGCAUCCUGUUCUCCUCACGGAGGCACCCCUCAACCCCAAAGCCAACAGGGAGAAGAUGACCCAGAUCAUGUUUGAGACCUUCAACACACCAGCCAUGUACGUUGCCAUUCAAGCCGUGCUGUCCUUGUACGCCUCUGGGCGUACGACUGGCAUUGUGCUCGAUUCUGGUGAUGGUGUGUCCCACACCGUGCCCAUCUAUGAAGGGUACGCCUUGCCUCAUGCCAUCCUGAGAUUGGAUUUGGCUGGCCGGGAUCUCACUGAUUACAUGAUGAAGAUCCUGACCGAACGUGGGUAUUCCUUCACGACCACAGCCGAGAGGGAGAUUGUGCGUGACAUCAAGGAGAAACUUGCUUACGCGGCCCUGGACUUUGAAGCUGAGAUGCAGACAGCCAGCACCUCCUCAGCCUUGGAGAAAAGUUACGAGCUGCCUGAUGGUCAAGUCAUCACCAUCGGCAACGAGCGCUUCAGGUGCCCAGAAACCCUGUUCCAGCCCUCCUUCAUUGGUGUGGAGUCAGCUGGCAUCCAUGAGACCACUUAUAACAGUAUAAUGAAAUGUGAUGUAGAUAUCAGGAAGGAUCUGUAUGCUAACACUGUCCUGUCUGGUGGAACCACCAUGUUCCCAGGUAUUGCUGAUCGGAUGCAGAAGGAAAUCACAGCCUUGGCUCCGAGCACAAUGAAGAUUAAGAUAAUAGCUCCCCCAGAGAGGAAGUAUUCAGUAUGGAUCGGAGGUUCCAUCUUAGCUUCUCUCUCCACCUUCCAGCAAAUGUGGAUCAGUAAGCAGGAGUAUGAUGAGUCUGGACCAUCCAUCGUCCAUCGCAAGUGCUUCUAACUUGCUGUAGGGAUCAGAACUAAUUUAGACUUGUCUUGAUUGUCACCUUCCCAAAACACUUUCUAUUGAUGAAUUUGGUUGGUCUAACUUUCACCUUGCCACAUUGUAAAACCCACUUGAAUCCAAGAUCAUCUUUUGAUCCUUGGGUUAAAUGGCAUGUGUGAAAUAUUGAAGCCUUUGGUGAAACAUCCAAGUUUCAUUCCUUUUGGAAUGACUGGCAAGAGUUCUCUUUCAAUUCUUUUAAAAGACAGUCGAGGUGGGAAUGAAAGCAGCAUUUGUGCUCCACUUGAGAAUUAGACCCAACAUGAGAACGUCUGAUUGCUAACUUCUGAUAGUAACAGAAACCUUGCCUUUAUGCAGCUGUGCACACUACCAAUUAGCAUCUUCAAGAAAUCACCUAUAACCUGUCAAUAGCUCAUGAUAGGAUUGGAAGAUUUUUGGGAUGUUGGAGCUUGCAGGCAUUAUAUUUUUGCUCCAAUCCCCAUGUUCUGGAUUUCUGGAAGCUUAAACUAUGAAAUGUUACAUAACUGCUCGUUUAUACAUGUUCAAUUGUAGAAUAAUAAAAUGGACUUUUGGUCAUGGA
Messenger RNA from Chiloscyllium plagiosum (whitespotted bambooshark), 1839 nucleotides. Lineage: Eukaryota; Metazoa; Chordata; Chondrichthyes; Orectolobiformes; Hemiscylliidae. The record is from RefSeq and is a predicted model, not a curated record.